CAAAGGAACGCGCGGAAAUACUUUCAAAUAGUGUACUCCGGACGGUUAUUUUGCAAAUUAAACAAUAUAUUAUUAAAUCUUAGUGUUUAUAUUUCAUUUCAGUUAAAUUAAUUUACUUCAAAGUUAUUGUAAAAUUAUAGUUUUAUAAAUUCUUUCAUUGUGUUUGCAUAAUUUUUCAAAAAUUUUACAACUAUCUUCUGAUAUUCAUUUUAUUCAAUUAAAAAAAAUAGAAUGAACAUAAUUUGUACAUAAUUGUGUUAAGAUUUUUCUUCAAGGAUAAAAUCUUUUUUCAUAAAGCAACGAAAGUUGGGGAGCUUCCGUGAAUCUUCACGGCCCUGGUCACGAAUCAGAAGUCGAAGGUCGAGUAGUAUAGUGGUAGAUGGUAACGACGUAAAUCGUGACGCAUAUAGUAACAAUGUAUGUCGAGGGGGAUAUGCUGGUAUGUGCGGAAUCGACGUCGGUAACCAGUACAGGGUGGCUGACUUCGUCGAAGCGACGUUGGGAAGAAUUCACGGGGUGGUUGGUAGUCGCGUGCUCUCAUCGUUAGAGGAAGAUAGCGGGACUGAAAUGGCGCAGGAUAUCCCGAGGACGACGUACUUACCGGAAGUGGAGGAGGAUGCAAGAAAGGAACGAGAACGGCGAACUGUUCAAGAGGGAACUGCUACGUGGAAACGACGAAAGGAGGAGUUGCAACGUCAAAAACACCGAGAACAGCGUGAACUGCAGCAACUUUUGAAAAAUUAUUCGCCUUGGGGUAAGCCAGGUGGUGGUGCUCCUUGUGCUGCAACUCUUAGAAAGAAAAACGUCCCUUUAGAACCUCUGGAACUAUCAAAGUGUCACGAUUUUGGUCAGGGAUGGACCAGUGAUUCGACGAUCGAGAGGUUACACGGAAGGAACGUUAAUCCUUUACCGGUCACGGAUAUGAACAAGUUCUUUGACGAUCGACCAGAAGGUGUCGCCACGGGUAUGCAGCUGGCGAAGAGCUAUUCGAAAAAUCCUUACAACGAGGAAGUUCAAGUGUACGAAUUGACCGGGGGCGUGGAAUUGGUGCCCCUUUUAACCACCAGGCGUUAUUGCUCGCGAUCGAAGGGUGCUCGUCACAUUGCCACCGACGCCACUCGACCUGGAUGCACAAUAGACUCCUUGCGAACGUUAGAAGUUGGAAAUCGCGAGUACAUCGCUGAACUCUGUGAUCAAAUGCGACGAAAAGAGGAGAAGGCAUUGGAGGAGCGAAGGAUGGAGCAGGAAAGUUGUCGCAGACACUUCGAUACUUGGAGAAAGUUGUGGGGCCGACCGGGUCACGGAGCGCCCAUAGAUCACGCCCAUCGUAACAAUCUCUACAACAUUCUCUACCGUCCGGCCAUCUAUUGAAUUUCCACUCGCACACGGAAAAUCAGAACUGAAUUUCCCACUUUCUUCCCGCGCGAUCGAGCAACUCGGGAGAAAUCUCUUUACGUUGGGGAAAAAGAAUUGUUACAGGGCGGACAACUAGGUAUAAAAGAUAAUGCUAGUUUCUCGGGUCUACAAUGGGACGAUAGAAAGAGAUAGAAGGGAGUUUCUCCCUUUAGCUGAAUGGAUUUACCGUGUAUUAUUGUUAAUAUUCGUCUCUUGGCGGUGGAUAGAUAAGUGACAGGAUCGUUACAGGAACAAUUGAAGUUGUUGAGGAUGAAAGAAAUAGGGGAAGAGGGAUACCAUGGAUAACGUAAUGUGUAGAUAAUGACGUGAAGUAGUGUGCAAAUUAAAUUCAUUAAAUUUUAAUAAUUGAAAUUCUAUGGACACGCGUUUAAACAAUUAUGCCAGUUUUCGAGAAACUAAAAUAGAGUACUUGAAUAUUUUAUGUUUACUAGAUAUACUGUUAUAAUUUUUUAAUCUAUAUAUAUAUAUGUAUAUAUAGUUCGAAUUAGAUAGAAUUAUAUUAGAAAUGAAUUAAAGGAUUCGUAAUGAGUACUCUUAACAACUUUUUAUUUUUUAUUAAUCUCGUUCGAUUUUUAUUAUUCGUUAUAUAUAAUUUAUGGAUCUCUUUUGAUCGGAACAGAAUUCGUUAUUUCGUUUAUUUUUCUAACAUAUUCAAAUUAUACGAUAUUAUUUAAGUAAAAAGAAUGCACCACGUAGAAAAAGAAUAUCUAUGUAUAAUACCAAUUCAUCACGAGUCCUGUCUGGAGGGACGAUAAGAGUUUGAAGGAUGAUUUCGUGUAUCCACAGAAAUAUGGAGAGAGAAAUCAGUAGUACGAAUGGCUUUCACGUGGUAAUACACGUCGAAUCGAGUGAGGGAACGCGUCGGGUGAGGUAUUAAAUUUCAUGAAAGCCUAUCAAGGCUGCGAGGUGAUGUUUGAUAAAGUAGAGGCGCGCUACGAUUGACCAGACCUCAAAGGAGUAAUCUCGAAAGAACUACCUACCCUUGGAGAUCGAUGAUUUUUAAAUUUCAUGAACGCCAAAGAACGUGAAUUUAAAUAUGCUCGUAUGUGCGCUUCUCUUACGCGUUUCCCUCGUGCCAGGGGAUAUCGACUUAUAUAGAAAAUAAUCAAAAGAAAAGUAGAACCGUCGAUCCAACACAGGUAUCCUUAAAAUCUUUAUUGGUUACUUCGGUAUCAAAGAGCGAGAACACCAACAGGCGAGCGUGGAAAGAGGAAAGGCGGGGGAGGGGGAGGACGAAAAACAGUUUGCAAUAUCGCAUGCCAUGCUAAGUGGGGCGAAGCGACUGUGCGUUUGAACACGGUAUUCAAACAUCUGCAGUAUUUCAUAAUAUGUAUUUCAAGGAGACAAGUUACGAAUUGAAAGUUAGGCAUCAAAUACCGUCGUUAUUCGAGCCGCGUUGAAAUUCAAUGGAAUUGCGUUUAAAGGAACGAAUGCGAGAUAUAUCUUACAAAUUUCGUUCGUUUCCCUUUCAGGGAGAAAAGACGAGAAGUAAUACCGCGUAAAGUGUUCCUUUCAGAUAUAUCCUGCCAAUUUUGUCCUCGUACUCUUUCGAAUACUUCUUUACACCUCUUGAUACCGUACAAAUCGGAUUUUAUAUCAACGUCGUUUCGAUUAUUUCAAUCAUUCAGGAAUAAUAUUCAUAAGUUAAACGUUUUUUAAAAUAUAAUUUUUGCGUUUGGAAUUUUCCUCGAGUUCAUUAAUAAUUGAAAAUAAUCGAGACGAAUGAUACAAUUAAUACCGUGAAAUUAUUUUCUAUUUAGAAAUUGUCGUUAAUAUAAAAAGCAUCGUCCAAUAAAUAUAAUAAAUAAGAAAUCGAUAAAUCUGAUAAUUUAUAAAUAAAACGAAAAACCUUUCUUAACGAACGUCGAAAUAAAAA
Apis cerana (Asiatic honeybee) is the source of this 3292-nucleotide messenger RNA. RefSeq lists its product as uncharacterized. The record is from RefSeq and is a predicted model, not a curated record. Lineage: Eukaryota; Metazoa; Arthropoda; Insecta; Hymenoptera; Apidae.